Messenger RNA from Salvelinus namaycush (lake trout), 2080 nucleotides. Its product is annotated as vicilin-like seed storage protein At2g18540. The transcript has 3 exons. Bases 1061 to 2080 code for a protein of 339 amino acids. NCBI's taxonomy places the organism in Eukaryota, Metazoa, Chordata, Actinopteri, Salmoniformes, Salmonidae. The record is from RefSeq and is a predicted model, not a curated record.
GAAUGUGAAAAGUCCAGGGGUGUGAAUACUUUCUGACGGCACUGUAGUUUCACAGAGAAAAGAUGACCAAUACAACUAUGCAAUGCAAGAUGGCCAGUUUUGUAACAUUAUAUGUAUUUCAUACAUAAAAUUGUGAACAUUUGUGAAAUAGAAUUCACGGGGAAGGAAUAUGCCGAAUAUGUCCCAAAUUGCACCUUAUUCCCUAUAUAGUUACUACUUUUGACCAGGGCCCAUAGCUCUGGUAGUGCACAGGGAAUAGGGAGCUAUAAUCUAUAUAUGUACUACUUUUGACCAAGGCCCAUAGCUCUGGUAGUGCACAGGGAAUAGGGAGCUAUAAUCUAUAUAUUUACUACUUUUGACCAGGGCCCAUAGCUCUGGUAGUGCACAGGGAAUAGGGAGCUAUAAUCUAUAUAGUUACUACUUUUGACCAGGGCCCAUAGCUCUGGUAGUGCACAGGGAAUAGGGAGCUAUAAUAUAUAUAUUUACUACUUUUGACCAGGGCCCAUAGCUCUGGUAGUGCACAGGGAAUAGGGAGCUAUAAUCUAUAUAUUUACUACUUUUGACCAGGGCCCAUAGCUCUGGUAGUGCACAGGGAAUAGGGAGCUAUAAUCUAUAUAUUUACUACUUUUGACCAGGGCCCAUAGCUCUGGUAGUGCACAGGGAAUAGGGAGCUAUAAUCUAUAUAGUUACUACUUUUGACCAGGGCCCAUAGCUCUGGUAGUGCACAGGGAAUAGGGAGCUAUAAUAUAUAUAUUUACUACUUUUGACCAGGGCCCAUAGCUCUGGUAGUGCACAGGGAAUAGGGAGCUAUAAUCUAUAUAUUUACUACUUUUGACCAGGGCCCAUAGCUCUGGUAGUGCACAGGGAAUAGGGAGCUAUAAUCUAUAUAUUUACUACUUUUGACCAGGGCCCAUAGCUCUGGUAGUGCACAUGGAAUAGGGAGCUAUAAUAUAUAUAUUUCAACCCUUCCUGAUCUAUUUUACUGAUGCUAUUCCUUUCUCUCACUCGUCUGGAGUGGAUCCCUGUACCUCGUCCUGUCUGAGAUGUCUCCUGUGUUUCCAUGCUGAUGUUUGUGUGUACCAUGACAACAGAGGCUAGCGCGGUGGGUGAGGCGGACACAGAGGGCAAGCCGAAGCCCAGCGUAGCAGAGGCAGAGAGAAAACCGGAGAACAAGCAGAGCUCAGAGGCAGAGAUACAACUGGAGAACAAGCAGAGCCCAGAGGCAGCAGCAGCGGAGCCAGAGGGGGAGAAGCCCAGCCAGAAGACCCAGGAGCAGGCCUCAGAGCCUGGCUCCACAGAGAGCCCCAUCUUCCCCACCACCACCACCACCACUGAGGAGGAGCAGCUAGUGAAGCCCCGCCAGCGCACCUCAGCCAGCCGGGGCCUCUCACGCCUCUUCUCCUCCUUCCUCAAGCGGCGCUCACAGUGCACAGACGUAGAGUGGGCCGAGGUCGAGAAGGCGGAGAAGGACAGGAAAGAGAAGGCAGAGGCUGGAACAAAGGAGGAAAAGUUAGAGCAGGCCAAGGGGGAGGAGAAGAAAGAGGAGGAAGAAGCAGCAGAGAAGAAGAAAGAGGAGGAAGAAGCAGCAAAGAAAGCAGAGAAGAAGAAGAAGAAAGAGGAGGAAGAAGCAGCAAAGAAAGCAGAGAAGAAGAAAGAGGAGGAAGAAGCAGCAAAGAAAGCAGAGAAGAAGAAGAAGAAAGAGGAGGAAGAAGCAGCAAAGAAAGAGGCAGUGAAGAAGAAGAAAGAAGAGAAAGAGGGGAAGAAGAAAGAGAAAGAAAAUAAAGAGGAGGAGAAGGGGAAGAAGAACGAGGCGAAUAAAGAGGUAAAGAAGAACGAGGAGAAUAAAGAGGUAAAGAAGAAAAAGCGGAAGGGCAAAAAGAAAGCAGGGGAGCAGUCCACAACAGAGGUGCAGGUGAAAGCCCCCAUCGCGGCCCCGGAGCCAGAGCUCAGAGCAGAGGCGGAGGGGGAGGCUGAACAGGAGAGGCAGGAGGAGCCGGUAGAGGCCCAGGACCAUCACUCCAUCAGCAGCACAGAGACACAGGUGAGUGAGGGAGACAGACACAGUGAACUUCUCACCUAG